AUGAAUGGCAGUGCCAGGUUGGUCGGAGACGAGUUCCAGUCGUCAGACAGUCGAAACUUGUGGCACCGCAGCUCUACAGUAGACUCUGCAAAGAUGGCAGACAUGGACAACAAAGAGCAGACAGAGAUGGACCCUGCAGACAUGGAGGACGUGGAGGAAGUUGAGGAAGAAGAGACUGGAGAAGACGUCAACAGCAAAGCGCGUCAGCUGACUGUCCAGAUGAUGCAGAACCCACAGAUCCUCGCAGCACUGCAGGAGCGACUCGAUGGGCUCAACGGCUCCCCCUCAGGAUACAUCGAGAGUUUACCGAAGGUGGUGAAGCGCCGUAUCAAUGCUCUGAAGAACCUGCAGGCAAAGUGUGCUCACAUUGAGGCAAAGUUCUACGAGGAAGUCCAUGAACUGGAAAGGAAGUACGCCGCACUCUAUCAGCCUCUCUUCGACAAGAGGAGUGAGAUUGUUAAAGCGGCCUACGAGCCCACGGACGAGGAGUGCGAGUGGAAGGCAGACGAUGAAGAAGAGCUCACAGUAAGUAAACAGGAAGAAAUGAAGGAGAAGGCAAAGCUGGAGGAGGAGAAGAAAGAUGAGGAGAAGGAAGACCCCAAAGGGAUCCCAGAGUUCUGGCUCACAGUGUUCAAGAAUGUGGACCUGCUCAGCGACAUGUUGCAGGAACACGACGAGCCCAUACUAAAACAUUUACAAGAUAUCAAAGUGAAAUUUUCGGAUCCAGGACAGCCUAUGAGCUUUACCUUAGAGUUCCUGUUCGAGCCCAACGACUUCUUCUCAAACACUGUCCUCACAAAAACGUACAAGAUGAGGUCUGAGCCAGACGACAGUGACCCCUUCUCCUUCGACGGCCCGGAGAUAAUGAGCUGCACGGGUUGUACGAUUGAGUGGACGAAGGGUAAAAAUGUCACAUUGAAAACUAUAAAGAAGAAACAGAAGCACAAGGGCCGCGGCACAGUGCGGACUGUCACCAAAACUGUGCCAAACGACUCCUUUUUUAACUUCUUCACUCCUCCAGAGGUCCCAGAAAACGUAGAGCUGGACGAGGACUCGGAGGCCAUCCUGGCUGCAGACUUUGAGAUCGGUCACUUCAUCCGAGAGAGGAUUGUGCCACGAGCAGUGCUGUACUUCACCGGCGAGGCCAUUGAGGACGACGAUGAUGACUACGAUGAGGAGGGGGAGGAGGCAGAUGACGAGGAGGGAGAGGAGGAGGCAGAUGAAGAGAACGACCCAGACUACGUGCCCAAGGGCGUGUGCUGGAGGGCGUGUGCUGGAGGGCGUGUGCUGGAGGGCGUGUGCUGGAGGGCGUGUGCUGGAGGGCGUGUGCUGGAGGGCGUGUGCUGGAGGGCGUGUGCUGGAGGGCGUGUGCUGGAGGGCGUGUGCUGGAGGGCGUGUGCUGGAGGGCGUGUGCUGGAGGGCGUGUGCUGGGGGCGUGUGCUGGAGGGCGUGUGCUGGAGGGCGUGUGCUGGAGGGCGUGUGCUGGAGGGCGUGUGCUGGGAGGGCGUGUGCUGGAGGGCGUGUGCUGGAGGGCGUGUGCUGGGGGCGGUGGCUGGAGGGCGUGUGCUGGAGGGCGUGUGGGGCUGGGGGCGUGUGCUGGGGGCGUGUGCUGGAGGGCGUGUGCUGGAGGGCGUGUGCUGGAGGGCGUGUGCUGGAGGGCGUGUGCUGGAGGGGGGGGUGCUGGGGGGCGUGUGCUGGGGGGCGUGUGCUGGGGGGCGUGUGCUGGGGGGCGUGUGCUGGGGGGCGGUGCUGGGGGCGUGUGCUGGGGGGGCGCGUGCUGGGGGGCGCUGUGCUGGAGGGGCGUGUGCGGCGCGGUAG
Molecule: messenger RNA, 1818 nt
Organism: Knipowitschia caucasica
Lineage: Eukaryota; Metazoa; Chordata; Actinopteri; Gobiiformes; Gobiidae
Source: the annotation of a GenBank genome assembly